Molecule: messenger RNA, 5943 nt
Organism: Mytilus californianus (California mussel)
Lineage: Eukaryota; Metazoa; Mollusca; Bivalvia; Mytilida; Mytilidae
Product: potassium/sodium hyperpolarization-activated cyclic nucleotide-gated channel 1-like
Exons: 11
Coding region: 295-3396 (1033 amino acids)
Biological process (GO): potassium ion transport; transmembrane transport
Cellular component (GO): membrane
Molecular function (GO): voltage-gated potassium channel activity
Source: RefSeq, a predicted model, not a curated record
GUCUACAUUUUUCUUCGAUGCUAAAGGGAUGUUCUCGGUGAUUACAAAUAGAGAAUGUUUUGAGUAUUGGCAACACUGCUAUUUUACACAAAUUGAACUAUUUGCCGUAGAUACUGAGGAUUUAUCAAUAUAUUGAAAAGGAUAAUCAAACAACGAUGUGUGUUUCUAUUCAAAAUAAAGUUGGAAGAAAAACAGAUAUACAAAUAUUAUGGUGUUCAAUUGUAACAUAGCGACCAUAGGAAUCAUGUGAGAUAUCAACUAUUAAUUAAGGUUCCACCUGUGCGGGCGUCGAUCAUGGAGGGCUAUCGAAAUUCACCGGCACAGCCCUUGCUGGACGUAAGUGAUCAUGAUCGAGAACGACCCCUGUCAUAUUCUUCUGAUGAGGAAUCGAGUAAUCCUGCAACACCAUAUAAAAAAGUAGAGGACAAAAACAAAUCAAAUGGGAAUAGUUGUGCAGACAGUGAUGAGAUCGAAGGGAAUAAAGUAGAGAAAGAAAGCAGACAAAAGAAACAUGCAAAAUUUGUGUCGAGCUUGUCUCCAAAGAUAACGCGAUCAGAUUCAGUAAAGUUUGGAAAAUCAGCCAAUGGAAAUGCAGGUCGAAAGAACUCUCAACCAAUCGGAAACUCUACACCUCCAAAACCGUCCAGACGUGUGCCAAGUUUAAAACUUAAACGUAUGAGCAUUGAAAGGCAUACAGACAAAUCAGAUUCAAAUAUGCCGUGUUUACCGAAUUGUAAUAAAAAUAAGCAAGGAAAUCCGUCAAUAACGAUCACAAUAGAUUCUGAUGAUGAUUCUGUUUACAGUGAUUACUUAAAUACAGAUAUGAAUUAUAAAAAUGACACGAAUAAAGUGAAAUAUAUUGGUGAUCAAACUUCAUUGUAUGGGACACCAAAGGAAGAGCUUUUUACAAAUUCUCAGGAAAAUAUGAAUUAUGAGCAAAAAUCUAGUCCAACCUCAUUCCUAAAGGAACAAAUUGUGUCUUUCUUUCAACCAUCGGAUAAUAAACUUGCAAUGAAACUCUUUGGAAAUAAGAAUGCUUUGAUGAAAGAAAAAUUGCGACAUAAACGCGUUGGGAAUUGGGUUAUACAUCCAUGCAGUAACUUUAGAUUUUAUUGGGAUUUAUUUAUGUUAGUUCUGUUAAUUGCCAAUCUGAUCAUACUUCCUGUUGCCAUAUCAUUUUUUAAUGACGAUCUCAGUACACACUGGAUAGUAUUCAACUGCAUAUCAGAUACAGUUUUUUUCCUGGAUAUUGUUAUUAAUUUUAGAACGGGUGUGAUUGUUAAUGACUUUGCAGAUGAAAUUAUUUUGGAUCCAAAGCUAAUCGCAAGACAUUAUAUAAAAAGUUGGUUUUUCUUAGAUUUGAUAAGUUCCAUUCCAAUGGAUUAUAUUUUCCUCUUGUGGGAUGCAGAGGCAAACCAGCUGUUCCACGCAGGGAGAGCCCUACGAAUGUUACGAUUAGCCAAACUGCUCAGUUUACUAAGAUUGCUCAGGUUAUCACGAUUAGUAAGAUAUGUACAGCAAUGGGAAGAGUUUGAGGCCUGUCCUUGUUUGACAAAAUGCGGACGUCGCAGGCGACCUGGGUUUCUUGCACUAGCCGGAAAAUUUAUGAGGAUUUUUAAUCUAAUUUGCCUAAUGUUUUUACUUGGACAUUGGAAUGGAUGUCUACAGUUUUUAGUUCCAAUGUUACAAGACUAUCCCAAAGAUAGUUGGGUGUCCAUUGAGGAGCUGAAGGACGCUCCGUGGUGGACACAGUACACGUGGGCGUUAUUUAAAGCUCUUUCACACAUGCUAUGCAUAGGAUAUGGAAGAUUUCCACCUCAAAACUUGACAGACACUUGGCUAACUAUUUUGAGUAUGCUAAGUGGCGCCACCUGCUAUGCACUAUUUUUAGGUCAUACAACUACUAUCAUACAGUCUUUUGAUACAUCGAGACGACUUUAUAACGAGAAGUUUAAACAAGUAGAAGAAUACAUGAUAUUUAGAAAGUUGCCACAUAGUCUUAGACAAAGAAUUUCUGAAUAUUAUGAACAUAGAUUCCAAGGGAAAAUGUUCGAUGAAGAGUACAUCUUAACUGAACUUAAUUCGUGUCUACGACAGGAUAUAAUCAACCAUAACUGUAGAGCUUUAGUAAAGUCUGUUCCAUUUUUCACAAAUGCGGAUCCACAAUUUGUGUCGGAGGUGAUAAGUAAGCUGAAAUUCGAGGUCUUUCAACCAGGGAAUUUUAUAAUUAGAGAGGGGACUAUGGGAACAAAAAUGUAUUUUAUACAAGAAGGAAUUGUUGAUAUUAUAACAAAAGACGGAGAAGUAGCAACUUCUUUAUCAGACGGGUCAUAUUUUGGAGAAAUAUGUCUACUGACGAAUGCAAAACGUGUAGCAAGUGUUCGAGCAGAAACAUAUGUGAAUUUAUAUUCUUUGUCUGUUGGACAUUUCAACGAUGUACUCGAUAGAUAUCCAGUAAUGAGACGAACAAUGGAAAGUGUAGCUGCAGAGCGGCUGACUAAAAUAGGGCAAAACCCAAGUAUUGUCAGUAGUAGGGCAGAUCUCGAGGAAGAUCAAAAACUUGUUAACGAACUUGUCAUGGAGUCAACUCCAGUAGUAACGAGUGCAAGUGAAGACGAAGAUAAAGACUCAGACGAUAGCUCUGAAAGUUCAAAAAGCUCGAAAAGGAAAAAGAAAUUCAAAUUUGAUUUUACGGGAAAAUUGCAUAAAAUUACAGAGGAAAGAAAAUCAAAGUCAAGAGAAAGCUUAAAGGAUGUAUGUGACUCUGAAAAUAAAGUCAGAAUGAGAAAAGCACCGUCUGGUUCUAACUUAUUUGGACUGAGGGUCCCUAGACUUCAACUAAAGCAUCGUUCUGGAAGUGUGGGUGCAAAUUUAAAUGCUUUAUCUUCAGUUCAAGAAUCAAGCCUGGAAACUUGUCGGAGACCAAGCUUUCUAAAUACGAAAUUUUUUAAAACAGGUAGAUCACGUGAAAAGACUAAAUCUACUGGAGAAGAUUCACCAUCGUCGGAAGGUCAUGGUAGUCUCAAGCAAUAUUUAAAUGUUCCUAUGUAUUGUAAAUCCAAGUCAAAAUCGACUAACGAUAAUUCAUUAUCAAGUGUCUGUGAUAGUUUAAGUAAGGAAGAUCCUAAAACACCGCAACCUAAAUUAAAUAUUCCUCCUGUUGAUUCACCAGUCAUAUCGUCUAGUGAAGAUAUUCCUACUGCUACGACACCAUUGGUAACGGUUGCUGUGAGUGAUCAGGAAUAUGCCAAAAAAUCCGAACAGAAGUCUCCUCCAAAGGCUAGCAUAAGUAAAGAUAAUGCAAAGAAUGUAAUUCCGUCAAGUCCGCCAAAACCGGACCAUUUAACGAUAGACAUUGAUGACUGUGAUACAAUUUCCCAGAAUUCCUUCCUUUGAUGAUAAUGUUCCUUAGUUCGUUAUUUUAUUAUUUUCAUGGUAUUUUUAAUCUGUUUUAGCGACAGUUGAAGUUUCUGUUUAUGAAGUAUUUGAUUGAUGAAUGAAGGUCAGGAUGGGGUUUACAGAAUAAAGAAUAAUGGAUAAAAAGUGCAGAACAAAGGGCAAAAGUAUAAAAAAAAUUAGACAAAAAUAAAGAAAAGAGAAUAAUGGUGUUCUAAAAUAUAAAAAUUAGAAAAGAAGGGUCAAAAUAGAAAAUAGAGCAAAAUGCUCGAAAAAGUUGAACGAUUAAAGAAAUGAAGUACCCCCCAUCCAGACCAUCAUUUAAAUACGUAUUUUCCUGCUAUUUCUCCAUACAUUUUAAUUUAAUUACAGUUUGUGAAGUGUUACUAUUUUGAACAGUAUAUAGUUCGAAUUUUUUAGCCUCUUGAAAUGCGUUAAUCUCAUAUUUAUUUAAAUCAAGUAUAUUAACAGAGCAAUUUUUCAGGCAGGAACGAAUUUCCGGCAUAAAGUUAAAAGUAAAUUUCGUCCCGAAAUAGCUUAUUGCUUAUUAAGUUGAUAUCCAUAGUGUUUUAAAAGUGAUAUCAAAAAUGAAUUAUAUCAGUUCUCCUGAUGUGGUUUUCUCCACUGUUCGGCAUAUCAUUUCUAAACACAGGAAGUUAGAGACAGACAUUGGUCGCACGGUCAAUCAUAUGAACCAAUCAAGUUGCCUUUACAUGUACUCCUCGUGACAGUAUAAACAUGUCUGUAGAUAUUAUUAAGUAUAACUUAUUAAUGCAUGUUAUACUUUGGAACAAAUUCUACCCUGCAGUGUUCAAUUUCUUACCACUAAGAAUCAUUUUAGUUCACGAAUGAACUCUUGUGGAAGCUGUAAUAGAAUAAAAAACAAAGAGAUGUUGGGUAUACACUGAUUAGACAAUUUCCCAACGAAUAAAAAGAGGCAGCUACAGGUAAACACGUGGUCUUCAACAACAGACAAGUGCCAAAACAAUAAUUCAAGCUCUGAAUGGUUCUGACGCAAGGAAAGUCGUGAAUAUAUAAAAUACAGACUUUUGAAAAUAGUCAAAAGUACAGACAAACAAUUAACAAGGUUCCUGACUUGUGACCUACACUUGAAUAUGUAGCUUGUUUUCUUUUUCUGUAAAUUGAAGUUUAAGAUUUUUAACAUGCUCGCAUAGCAUAUUAAAUUCCUAAUUCGUUAUACCGUGUACCAUUCAGGAUACAACUAUUCUAUCUAAUAUUGAAAAGAUAUCCAUCUGUGAGUCACGUGACAAUCUGAUUGACAUACAUAUCCUGUGUUUACGCUACGCUAACGAGAACCCCCCUUGUUAGCAAAGUGUGGAUAUGGGCUCUGUAUUUUAAUCAGAUUGCUCACAUGAUCAAAAUGUUGCAUUUCCUCUUUGUAUUUAUCAACGAAAGGUUGGGGAACGACUGAUCAACAAAACUGCUUUUACUAACUAGAAUAUGCUUACUGUUUUCGGAGCACAAGAUAUCACUUCCGGUUGUAGUGAUACGUUAGUAUUGCCAAAAUUCAUGUUUAAUAUAAACCUGUAUUGUUGAUUUUGAUUUAUCCUAAAAGUCUGUUGUCUGUCCUCUGGAUUCAGGCAUUUAUUUCUCAUAUUUAACAAUGAUAUAACAAAUGUUCUAUUUAUACUUAAAAUUUUAUAAACAAAAGUUUCCAAGGGCUUUCAUUUCCUUUUAAUCUACAAAUUGUGAUAGAUGCUUUUUCUCGAAUUUUCAUUUGCAUGUAUAGUAUACGUGUGUAGUUUUAUCAUGAAGUUUUUGUUUGUGCAUUUUUUGUAUUGCACAUCUUACUUGCAUAAUGUAUAAAAAUCAUUCAGGUAUGAUUGAUGGUUUUAGUGCCAAAGUUUUUUAUGUUCGUUAUAAAACAACGAAUAAGACAACUAGUGAAUUAUGGUGGUUGAACGUUUAGUUGUAGUUUUUUCUGUUCCUUAUUGGUUAUUUACUGUUAAUGGUGGUUGCUAAUGCCACCCCAGUAAUAACACCUUGGGUAAAUUCAAGUGAUGUCCAUGAAGCAUUAUUAUAAAAAUAUUUUAUGGUUUUUUUGAGUAUUUUUGUCAGAUUGCGUUUUUUUUUUAAGUUUAAUAUGUUCCUAUGUAGUCUUGCAUUCAGAAAAAUGUCAAACAUACAUGAAUGAUAGCUAAAAAACGGUGUACAUGACAUUUUGUUUCAAUGACAAGUGGACAUGCAAACGCUGUAAAUCGAGAAUCAUUUUGACAGACAAUUAAACUUUUUUUUUCAUUCCAAUAUCAUUCCGUUUGACAGUGUGUUCGUUUUGUGAAGACAAUUUCUCUGUGAAUUAAUGUAUUUUUUUUGUAUUGAACUGCGACAUUUUUCACCUUCAAAAGUAAAGAAUUGAACAGACAUCUUUAAAAAUGUUGGAACUUUUUUUAUAGUCUGUCAUAAUUGAUUGCAUAUUAUAUUUUGUUUCUAUUGUAAAAAUGCAAAGUUUUGUUAAACGUUUUAUUUUUGUAGCAACAUGACACGUGAUAUGCAAUUUCAAAAAUUUAAAGAAUAAAUUAUCAAUUA